Molecule: messenger RNA, 1672 nt
Organism: Leptidea sinapis
Lineage: Eukaryota; Metazoa; Arthropoda; Insecta; Lepidoptera; Pieridae
Product: esterase FE4-like
Exons: 3
Coding region: 9-1631 (540 amino acids)
Source: RefSeq, a predicted model, not a curated record
AACCGUAAAUGAUGGGGCCGGUUAAGUUAAUUUAUUUGUUUUGUUUUAUAAGUUGUGUAUGUUGUCAGUUUAGAGUCGAUCCAUUAGUUUUGAUAGACCAGGGGUUGGUUAGAGGAAGGAGAUCUGCUGAUGCAAGCUACUCAUCCUUCUUGGGAGUGCCUUAUGCGCGGGUUGAUUUGGAAAAUCCCUUCGGACCUGCCCUGCCUCAUCCAGGUUUCGAUGACGAGAUAUUUAAUGCGUUCGAUGGCUCCCUGCAAUGCCCACAAUCCAUCACGUCUGCAUCUAGAGCUACAAGCAGCGCGGAUGAAACACUGGAUUGCUUGCGUCUCAACGUAUACGUGCCAACAGUAGCCAGUUCCCAGAAUCCCUUACCCGUACUAGUAUGGAUUCAUGGUGGCAUAUAUUCUGUUGGCAGUGCUGGCAAUUAUGGACCUGAGAACCUUGUCAAGCAAGGAAUACUAGUAGUUACUAUGAAUUACCGGUUGGGCCCAUACGGAUUCAUGUGCCUGGAUGUACCAGAAGUACCAGGCAAUCAGGGUCUGAAAGAUCAAUACGACGCUCUUCGUUGGGUCAGAAGAAAUAUCCGAGCUUUUGGAGGAAAUCCAUACAAUGUCACAAUUGGGGGACAAAGUGCCGGUGCUGGCUCAGUUUUGCUUCACCUAUACUCUAAUAGGGAUAAGCUUUACAAUAAAGUAAUUGCACAGAGUGGUACCCCUCAAAAGCCAGUAUCAUUUGUUGAUGCUGAUGUGGAAUCUGCGAUUAAAAUAGCAUCGUUUUUAGGUUUCAACACGUCAAAUACAGCUGAAGCCUUAAAUUUUCUGAAGAGUACUCCUCAUGAGUUAGUAUCUGCUGCAGCCGCAGAUUUAAAUUUAAAAUUACGGCCAUGCAAAGAGAGAUCAUUCAGUGGAAUUGAAAAUUUCAUUAACAGUGAUCCGUUCUCAAUGUCUAAUGAGAAAAAAGUAAAGAACACGCCAAUUUUAAUUGGGCAAACAAGCAAGGAACAUUAUGGUUCACAGGCAAACAAUGACGACGCAUAUUAUGAAAGCGAUCCAUUUUACGAUACACUAAAUGAAAGUUUUAAUUUAAACGAAAAUGAAUUAUUGGAAGCUGCUGAAAUAGUAAAGCAUUUCUACAUCGGAGACAAGCCGAUAUCGAAGGAGGUGGUUGAUGAAUUGGAAACGUUUACAACAGAUAUAUUAUACAAUCACCCGAUUGAACGAACAGUUUCUAAUUUGUUAAAAGAAAAUGCCAAUCCUAUGUUUGAAUAUCAGUUCAAGUAUGUUGGUAACAAAGAUAUAGCGGGUGCGCCACACAACGAGGAAUUGAAAUAUUUGUUCCAAUUUUAUGACGAAAUAGUCGAAAAAAAUGAACAGAAUGAACUUAUAGUGAAGCGAAUGACGAAACUUUGGUGCAAUUUUGUUAAGUACGGUAAUCCAACACCUGAAGUUGACGAGCUGUUGCCUGUGAAAUGGCCUAAAGUAACCAAAGAGUUGAGGCCUUACAUGACAAUAGAUACAGAGCUGAACAUUGAACAUAGAAUAAACAAGGAAAGAAUGGCUUUCUGGGACCUGUUCUACAAAACAUACGGGAAAUAUAACACAUUUAAUAGGAACUGUAACAAACACUUGUGAAACUAUAAUUAUUUGUAAACAAUAAAGUGUAUUAAUUUUGA